This is a messenger RNA of Cyprinus carpio (common carp), 2100 nucleotides long. Its product is annotated as N-acetyltransferase ESCO2-like. Gene Ontology annotation, biological process: mitotic sister chromatid cohesion. NCBI's taxonomy places the organism in Eukaryota, Metazoa, Chordata, Actinopteri, Cypriniformes, Cyprinidae. Gene Ontology annotation, cellular component: nucleus; chromatin. The record is from RefSeq and is a predicted model, not a curated record. Gene Ontology annotation, molecular function: protein-lysine-acetyltransferase activity.
CACACACAGUCGUUGUUUCCGUUUCCGUGUGCGCCACAAUUGACUUUGGCGCGUUGUUCAAAACAGACCGCGGGUGAAGGGAGAGCUUUGCCGCGAUUAUUUUGCUCCCCUGUUUUCAUACAAAAUCAAAACCAGAAUCGGAUUUAUUUGACCUGGUCAUUUGAAGAUGUUAUCCCGAAAAAGAAAACAUGACUCUCCUGAUACCCGGAGUAGCCCAUCCAAAAAACAAAUUACAAGCGAGAGAAAGUCUCCAAGAAGGACCACUGGACAAAAAGAGAACAUUCCCAUCUCACUGGCAUCCCCCCAAAAGAUCCUCAGCACACCUAAGAAGAAGCAGAGGAACUCUUCACUGGAAUCUCCUCCAAAGCGGAUCUCUCCACGCAAAACAAUUUUGGGAGCGGGAUCCUUCUACAGCAAGCAGAAACCUCUUUAUCUCACACCUCUGGAAAGGAAGCUGUUAAAGGAAACCAAGUCACCACCGUCAGUCCCUAUCAAAGAACCAUCACACCUCCCUUUGAAUCCUGUUAAAAAACCAGUGAAGAAGGUUCAAAAGAAAGGCACUGCAGCAGGUCCACAGUCUAACCUAAAGGGCUACUUUACUGCUAAACCCAAAGGGAAAACUCCCUCAGACACGCAAACAGAUCAGUUGUUGAAGCCCUUGGUGGCUCCAGUUUCAUUUAGCAGUAUGAAAUCCAAGAGUAAACCCAAGCUGCUUGUAGGAGCAGCUUUCUUCAGCACUGGAAAAAAGCCCACUUCAAUGUUCAAAAGGUCUGCACAGAACACAAAGCCUAAACAACCCUCAACCUAUGAGAAACCCAACUCUCAGAAACCUGUGAAGGAGAAGGAAGCACUGACAGCACCAGGAGAACGUUCCCCAGUCCGCCAUGCCGUCUUCUUAAAAAAACACCCAAAAGCAGAAACCACAGCCACAGGUACCACUGAUGAAGAUGGGGAGGGCUGUGAAUCAACGCAAGUGAUGUUGAGCCCUAAACAGAUGUCCCCUCACAUCCUGGCAGAUCUGCACGGUAUUACCAAAGAGUUAAAGGUGGUUUUGAGGAGAUCCAUUAGUCCCAGUGGAUCCAGUGAAGCUGGUAGCCAGGUCUUGCCCGCAAAAACGGAUUCAGUGUUUGAUGUGAGUGACAUACCACCACAGGAUAACAGCAGCUCUCUUGAAGAAGAGUCAUCUGUCUAUCCCAUCUUUGGCCGUAAGAGAUCUCAGAAGAAAGGGCUUUUGUCUCCACCGCUGAACACCAGCACUCCUUCCGCACUGACUGGUACUCCUGCUCUUAAAGCCAAAGAGAGGACUGCCUUGAGAAGAGAGAUGAAGAAACAGACAGAUAAUCAGCUUAUCAUUGAUGCUGGUCAGAAGCAGUUUGGUGCCACCACAUGCAGGUCCUGUGGGAUGCUGUACAGUACAGAUAGUCCUGAAGACAAUUUCCAGCACACACAGUUCCAUCAGCGCUUCUUGGACACCAUUAAAUUUGUGGGCUGGAAAAAAGAAAGGGUUGUGGCUGAGUUCUGGGAUGGAAAGAUUAUUCUCGUUCUUCCUGAUGAUCCUAAGUAUGCCACAAAAAAGGCAGAGGACGUGAGACGGAUUGCAGACAGUGAAUUGGGCUUUCAGCAGAUCACUCUCAGCAGCCCGAGCUCAGCUAAAACCUACCUGUUCGUUAACAGCGACAGGAUGGUGGUGGGAUGUCUGGUGGCCGAAAACAUUAGACAGGCUUUUCGGGUGCUGGAGCAGCAAGAGAAACCCAAAGAGAUGAACAAGGAGGAUUUCAUGGAGCACCACAGAGCCUGGUGCUGCUCUACCUUGCCGGAAAAAGCCAUCUGUGGUGUCAGUCGCAUCUGGGUUUUCAGUCUGAUGAGGAGGAAGGGAAUCGCCACUCGUCUUCUGGAGACUGUCAGGACUACUUUCAUGUACGGGAGCCACCUGACCAAAGAGGAAAUCGCCUUCUCUGACCCGACUCCUGAAGGAAAGCUGUUCGCUACAAAGUACUGCGACACACCAACAUUUCUGGUGUAUAACUUCAUCAAUUAAAGAGAAAUGUUUCUUGUAGGUUCCUGUAUAUUAGUGAAUGCUUUUGUGAGUUUUUAAUAGAU